AUGUCGGUCGCACUGCCCUAUCUGAACAAACUGCGCAAGAGCGAUCUUGUUGAUUUCGCCCAAAUCACCGGUCUCAAUGGCUACGAAGACUACAACAAACCAGACUUGAUCAUCGCGCUGGACAACCAUCUCUUCGCCAAUCGCUCUGCAUUCGCUGGUGAUGACCGGCUUGCGGAUUAUUAUAGGCGUCUGGCGCAGCCGGCAAGGUUUGCGACGCCGGCGAAGAGAGCGAUGAGGGUUGAGGUGCCGUCUUCGUCCCCUGCGGAGGUUACUAGGUCAACGCGCCGACAGAGGGCUGUUCAGCCGCAGCCUGUUGUGAAGAAGGAGGAGAAGGAGAGCGGGAGUGAACAGGAGCAGGACCAGGAGCAGGACCAGGAGGAGACCAAGUCCCCGCGGAGUGUGGCGGUUACUGACGAUUCUGAAGCCGCUACUGUUCAGGAAAAUACUGUUGUUCCGCCUGAGACUCCGAAGGUUCCGACUCCCAAGGCCCCCGCCACGAUCUUGAACGUGGAUCUGCCUCCCUCUCCAGCUGUGGUUACGGAUGUGAUUGAUCGCCAGACUGCUGCGUGGGGCAAGAGCAUCAAUGAGACUUGGAAUUCGUCGGGAGUUAUCGAACGUUCGAACGCGCUGCGCUCACUUCUCAGCAGCGUAAAAGCCAUUGAGACCCUGGUCUUGCUCCUCGAAGGAUCCGGCAUCAUCCGGCAGAUCUGGCCCUUGCGCUACCUUACUACGGUUCCUGCUAUCGAGGCAAUUCACACUCCGGAGUUCACGCUCAAAGUCCCUGACAUCUUUAUUCUUGUCGACGGGGCUUUCUGGGCUCCGUUCUCGCUGUGGCUGUUGACCAAUGUCUUUCUGCCGCUUGGCGCUGCUUACUUUUUCAAUCUCAAGGCGACCAGUACCGACACUACCCGCAACGGUUCUUCGCAGAAGACCAAUUUUGACCCAUUGAGCUUCAACAUCGCUCGCGCAUUGGCCGCGUAUCUGGUCUACGCCAAGCAUUUCAGUUUCUGGGAUCUGUACAGUGGUUUUACGAUUGACAAGGUCAAUGCGUCAGUGCCUGGUGAGUGGACUGGGAUGUUGACCGGUACUGCUAUUGGGCUUGUUGGGACGUUGUAUGAGGCGAUUCUUCAGAAGUGA
This is a messenger RNA of Aspergillus chevalieri, 1137 nucleotides long. RefSeq lists its product as uncharacterized. The transcript is spliced from 3 exons. The record is from RefSeq and is a predicted model, not a curated record. NCBI's taxonomy places the organism in Eukaryota, Fungi, Ascomycota, Eurotiomycetes, Eurotiales, Aspergillaceae. Gene Ontology annotation, cellular component: membrane. Bases 1 to 1137 code for a protein of 378 amino acids.